AUGCCUUCCGGAACUGAAAACGCGAAACAACAAUUCAUGAGCGGUGUUGAAAAAACUAGGGCUGCUGCUGAUGAUAAGUCGAAGCAGAAUAGCCUCAACACUCAGUCAACCUCAGGAGGUGACAACCCAAAGGCUGGAGGAUCCUCGUUCAGUUCCAUUGCCAAGGGCGACACUAAUUCUUCGAACUACGUCCCUGCGAAAGGACCAUCAACCUAG
Molecule: messenger RNA, 216 nt
Organism: Daldinia decipiens
Lineage: Eukaryota; Fungi; Ascomycota; Sordariomycetes; Xylariales; Hypoxylaceae
Exons: 2
Coding region: 1-216 (71 amino acids)
Source: RefSeq, a predicted model, not a curated record